AUGGACGGCGCCACGGACGGCGCCACGGACAAGCUGUUUGGUAGACGAAAGCAAGUUUCGCCAACCCGUGUUGCGAAUGCUUCUGCCAUCUUUGUGCAUGCGGGUGCAGGCUAUCACAGCACCACAAACGAACAUAUCCAUCUAUCGGCUUGCGACAAUGCUGCGAGAAUGGCAAUGCGCAUACUAAAAGCAGGAGGAACAGCUGUUGAUGCAGUUGAGGCGGCAAUCAAAGUCUUGGAGGACAGAGAAAUCACCAAUGCUGGGUUUGGAAGCAAUUUGGCUAUCGAUGGUGUAGUUGAAUGUGAUGCUACCAUCGUUGAUCACAUGGGUAGGAGCGGCGCUUGUGGGGCUGCAGCUCAGAUCAAAAACCCCAUCAACUUAGCCCGAGCCAUCCUAGACGCCUCCAACAAGCCACUGUCUCUUCGAAGAGUACCCCCGAAUCUUCUCGUUGGCCAAGGAGCUACCGACUUUGCCUGGGAACAAGGAAUUCCUGUAGUUCCACACGAAAUACUUGUCUCCAGGAAUGCCCGCGACCGGUUUUUGCGCUGGCGAGAAGACUUGAAGCGUGCGGAAGGUCGAUUGACACCAAAUUCAAGUACCCGUGGUAGUCAGGCAGGGGAGGAUGAGCAGUUGAACUUGCAGUACGAAGAGCAACUUCGUGCCAAGCAACGUCGAGAUCAUACUAAUGCUAUCUUGAGCGGUACAUGGAACGAAGGACAACCAGACUCUCCAUCUCCACAGGUUGCUCCGGGACUCGACGUUUUUGCACAAGACGCAUCGGCUCGAGGUCGAUCGCCUAGUCCCGGAGCAGGAGCGCAAUAUCGCAAUCCUCGCAUCCACCAACUCUCACCAACGGGCUCGAACAACAAGCGUCCUCGAUAUAGUCGACAAGCGAGCGAUGAUCGACGUACACAUUCUUUGCUCAGCCCUAAUGCAGGCACCAAAACCCCGGCAGACGUGGUCAUCACUGGAAGCGAGACAUUGUUGUCUGAGCAUAGACCCGGCAGCAGUGACGGCAAUAUGUCACCACGGAAUGACGUUGAAGGACCUCCUGGCUCUAGUGCAUUCUUCCAGGAAGGUACAGCAGAGUCUCCUUCGAAACCUUUUGAAGCCGACGACGACCUCAUUACAGAUACCGUGGGAGCUAUCGCCAUUGACAUGUAUGGUCAUAUUGCUGCAGGUUCCUCUUCUGGUGGCAUUGGGAUGAAACACCGUGGUCGUGUUGGCCCUGCUGCUCUCGUUGGAGUUGGUUCUGCUGUAAUUCCCGCCGAUGUUGGAGACGAAGACGGUAUCUCCGUGGCAGCGGUGACCAGUGGAACCGGUGAGCAUAUGGCAACAACAAUGGCUUCUCAGAAAUGUGCCGAGAGACUUUACCAUAACACGAAGAGGGCUCCUGGAGGUGCGGACGCUGAGGCUACCGAAGAAGAGGCUAUGGAGGCUUUUGUGUGCACAGACUUUAUGCAACAUCCCGGGGUGGCCAACAGCAAUUCCGUCGGCGCAAUUGGCGUAAUGGCUGUGAAGAAGACUUCUUGGGGCUACUUCCUCCAUUUCGCACACAAUACGGACUCGUUCGCCCUAGCCUCAAUGAGUUCAAGCGAGACGGAAGCAAGAUGUGUCAUGUCGAGGUUGGGAGAUACCGGUUCCUGCGUCCGUGGCGCUCGCAAAAUUCGAAUCGACUAG
Molecule: messenger RNA, 1680 nt
Organism: Mollisia scopiformis
Lineage: Eukaryota; Fungi; Ascomycota; Leotiomycetes; Helotiales; Mollisiaceae
Product: N-terminal nucleophile aminohydrolase
Exons: 3
Coding region: 1-1680 (559 amino acids)
Biological process (GO): protein maturation
Molecular function (GO): threonine-type endopeptidase activity
Source: RefSeq, a predicted model, not a curated record